AUGAAAACAUACGGUAUUCUCUUUGCUGCAGCUUGCGCUUCUGUUUUGCAAGGUACUUUGGGCUCCACAGUCGAACCUUCUGCUGAUAUCAACCUUGUUGAAAGACAAGCACCAACUCCCCCUACUCCCCCUACUCCUCCCACUCCUCCCGGAUUCGGUUUCCCUGGCUACCCUGGCUAUCCUGGUUUCUACGGCUUCCCUGGAAUUCCUGCUACUCCCCCCACUCCUCCUACUCCUCCCACUCCGCCUGGAGGAUGGCCUUGGUUUGGUUGGCCUUUCAGCUACAGAUACUAA
Molecule: messenger RNA, 294 nt
Organism: Gilbertella persicaria
Lineage: Eukaryota; Fungi; Mucoromycota; Mucoromycetes; Mucorales; Choanephoraceae
Exons: 2
Coding region: 1-294 (97 amino acids)
Source: RefSeq, a predicted model, not a curated record